Molecule: messenger RNA, 513 nt
Organism: Colletotrichum abscissum
Lineage: Eukaryota; Fungi; Ascomycota; Sordariomycetes; Glomerellales; Glomerellaceae
Exons: 1
Source: RefSeq, a predicted model, not a curated record
GCUGCUUCCCUGGCGGAUUACUUUACCUGCGACUGCCCCCCUUCCCGACAACUCGGUUUGGCUUUUCUGGUUUCUCCAAGAUACCUUCCUACCUUGCCUUCUGAGAUACAACGCCAUCUUCGUCCAUCACAGCCAGUACUCAGGACGAGAGUCAUCCAAGAAAAGAACAAAAGGGAAGCUGGCGUCGGACAACAACUGCAGCAUCUCCAAUCACGACCAGGCCACCGGAUCUUCCCACCUCAUCCUGUCCUUCCCCAGGUGAAUUACUGCAGGCAGCCCACCGUCCACAGCUUCCGCAGACCGCAGACCGCAGACCACAGGCGCUGUGCAGAUCGAAGCCUUGCCUCAUCGGGUGCGACUUACACCACGCACCACCACCACCCACCACGCACUGCGCAACGUCAACCUCCUCCGAGUCCCCAACUCUUGCUCCUCCUUCUGCUUCUUCCCUCCCAUCUUUCUUCUCCUCUUUCCGCUCUCAUUCUACAACUAUCGCAGCAUCACCUUGCUUAA